Ilyonectria robusta is the source of this 649-nucleotide messenger RNA. RefSeq names its product transcription initiation factor TFIID 23-30kDa subunit-domain-containing protein. Gene Ontology annotation, cellular component: SAGA complex; nucleus; transcription factor TFIID complex. Gene Ontology annotation, biological process: transcription initiation at RNA polymerase II promoter. The coding region runs from base 8 to 580 and encodes 190 amino acids. The record is from RefSeq and is a predicted model, not a curated record. Gene Ontology annotation, molecular function: promoter-specific chromatin binding; RNA polymerase II general transcription initiation factor activity. The transcript has 2 exons. Lineage: Eukaryota; Fungi; Ascomycota; Sordariomycetes; Hypocreales; Nectriaceae.
CAUCAAGAUGGCGAGCGAGGCACCCGAAAAGACAGAGCAACCCCCUGCGGAGCCAAAUGGCCCCGUUGAAGGUCCUCUCCAUAUGCCUGCCGGCCUGGAGUCGCGGCUGCCUUCACGAAAGGAUACCUCUCUGCGAGAGUUCCUUAACAAGAUGGACGACUGCGCCCCGAUCAUUCCCGAUGCUGUCACCAACUACUACAUGACAAAGGCUGGUCUCCCUCCACCUCCUCAGACCGACCCCCGCCUGGCGCGCCUCCUGGCUCUCGCUACCCAAAAGUUCAUCGCCGACAUUGCAGCCGAUGCAUACCAAUACAGCCGUAUCCGCGCAUCGAAUACCAACACCAACAAUCCCAUGGGCUCUCUGGGCGCGGCAGCCGGGUUCCCGAUUCCCGGACAGCCGACUGGUCCACCAGGCAGCAAAACCCAAGACAAGGGCGCGCCACUGGGUAUUCAGCGACCAGGAUACGGCGGCGGUGGUCAGGGUGGCAGCCAGAACAGGACGGUUCUUACAAUGGAGGAUCUCGGAAUGGCAGUUGGAGAGUACGGGGUUAAUGUCAAGAGAAGCGAGUUCUAUCGCUAAUGUCAUGAUGGAUGGGUACAUUCGGCGUUCAGGUUUGGCGCGUGGGAAGGUCAGAUAUCCGGCCAACAG